AUGUCUCGACAUCUAAGUGAUGCAAUAAAAGUCCACGAGUUCAUGUCUUACCAGACAUUGAUAGGCACGGCUACCAUUCUCGUUGUAUCGCUGCUCGUCCGUCUAUUCAGAAGCAACAGAAAUCUCAAAUUUCCUCCCCUUCGUGACUCUACUUCAAAGGGACUUGGCAGAAUCCUCUCCGAAGCUUAUUCCGAGCACCCUAAGUCCCUAUUUGUCCUUAAUGCGGCCCAUCACCCAACUGUCGUUCUGCCUAUCUUGCUUCUGGACGAAGUCAAGUCCCUACCUGAACAUCAACUCAGCUUGGCCGAGUCAUUUUACCAUCAUUUCUUCGGCCAAUAUACAUCUAUAGGACUGCCACCUGCAGGAGCAAUAAAAGCCAUCAGACUUGAUCUGACAAACAAUAUUGCCAGUAGUCUAGAUCGUCUACAAGACGAAUGCGCAUAUGCCUUCUCUACCGGAGUACCUGAAUGCCCAGCUAACACCUGGACACCUGUUCACGUCUAUCCAGUGCUGACACGAACAAUUGCAUUGUUAUCCGGCAGAGUAUUUGUGGGUUUACCUCUGUCGCGCAAUGACAAAUGGAUCAAUCUCACAGUUAAUUAUACUCUGGACGCUUUUCACUGUCUCUCAAAGCUAAGAGGCUAUAAAAAUUUCGUGCGACCCUUCGUUGCACCAUUUCUUGCAGAGACCAAGGCCAUUCGCAGACACUUCGCUGAUGCUAAGACCCUCCUUAAGCCAGUCUUAGAGCAAAGACUAAAAGAUAUGGCAACUCCUGGCUUCCAACCGCCUAGUGAUUUACUGGAGUGGGUUAUUAAACAAGCUGGUGAAGAUGGCAAGUCAUUGGAUUAUCAAGUGAAUUCUCAGAUUCUUGUAAGCUUGGCUGCGAUUCAUACUACUAGCCAACAACUUGUGCAUACCAUCUAUGAUCUUGCACUGCGACCAGAAUAUGUCGCACCUCUUCGUGAAGAGCUUGAAAAAAUCCUUGCAGAAAACAAUGGAGCUCUUGGGAAACAAUCAAUGGCAAAGCUGAAGAAGAUGGACUCAUUUCUGAAAGAAGUCCAGAGGGUGAACCCAAUAAGCAUGCUUUCAAUGACUCGGUAUACUACAUCCACUCUAAAGCUCUCGACCGGCGAUACCCUUCCAAAGGGGACACACACAGCUUUCUCCUUGGCCGGAGUUUCAAGAGACCCAUCGAUUUGGGACAACGCAGGCGAAUUUGAUGGGUUUCGUUUUGCAAAACUACGCGAGAGACCUGGACAGGAACAUUCUCAUCAAUUUGUUACUACAGGAAAAACUUCUUUUGCUUUUGGCCACGGAACCCAUGCAUGCCCAGGACGAUUCUUCGCAAGCAAUGAGAUGAAGGUAAUAUUGGCACACAUAAUACUGCACUACGAUAUCCAGAUCUCAGAGCGACCAGAAAAUAUAUACAGCAGUACUGAAAUUACGCCUAACCCGAUGGCAAAAGUGAUGUUCCGUAGGCGAAAAAUGUGA
Molecule: messenger RNA, 1491 nt
Organism: Talaromyces rugulosus
Lineage: Eukaryota; Fungi; Ascomycota; Eurotiomycetes; Eurotiales; Trichocomaceae
Exons: 5
Coding region: 1-1491 (496 amino acids)
Molecular function (GO): monooxygenase activity; oxidoreductase activity, acting on paired donors, with incorporation or reduction of molecular oxygen; heme binding
Source: RefSeq, a predicted model, not a curated record